CACCCCGCUCGCCCCGGCGCUGCCCUACCCCGUGCUGGCGCUGGUGGGGCCCGAGGCCGGCGGGAGGAGGGAACUCGCCCUCAAAAUCUGCCGGAAAUUCAAGAAUUUCUUCAGCUUCGGGCCCUGCCACACCACCAGGGAAGCUUAUUUUGGGGAAGAAAACGGAUUCGAUUAUUAUUUCAUUUCUCAAGAAGAAUUUGACAAAAUGGUGAAAGCGGGGGAAUUUCUGGCCACCUACAGAUACAGCGGGCACUGCUACGGGCUGGCACGAGCCACGGUGGAGUCCAUCGCCCGCGCCGGGCUGGGCACCUGCGUGCACCUGGAGAUGGAGGUGAGGGGCUCCUGGGAAAUCGAAAUAUGA
Molecule: messenger RNA, 361 nt
Organism: Passer montanus (Eurasian tree sparrow)
Lineage: Eukaryota; Metazoa; Chordata; Aves; Passeriformes; Passeridae
Product: leucine-rich repeat and guanylate kinase domain-containing protein-like
Exons: 3
Cellular component (GO): cytosol
Molecular function (GO): GMP kinase activity
Source: RefSeq, a predicted model, not a curated record